This is a messenger RNA of Elgaria multicarinata webbii, 2826 nucleotides long. RefSeq names its product kelch like ECH associated protein 1 (gene KEAP1). Bases 267 to 2045 code for a protein of 592 amino acids. Lineage: Eukaryota; Metazoa; Chordata; Lepidosauria; Squamata; Anguidae. The record is from RefSeq and is a predicted model, not a curated record. The transcript has 6 exons. Gene Ontology annotation, molecular function: protein binding.
CGCGGCGGCUUUCAGGCGGCUUUCAGCGGCGGCUGCCCGCGCUAUGGAGGAGCAGAGGAGGAGGAGGAGGAGCAGCAGCGCUCACUUGGAUGGAGGAGGAGGAGGAAGGAGGCGAAGACGGGGGCCCGCCGGCAUCGCCACGGAGGGGUGUGGAGAAUUUUCUGUAUGCUGGGGUUCUGUAGCCAGCCCCCCAGCUUAGCCGGUCCGGCCGCCCCUGGUUGUUUUUCUCUGUUCCUUUGUGCAAUGUGUCGGCGGCUGCUUCUGUGAUGUACUCUCCAGAGUGCCAGGCGGAGGUGACUCCCUCGCACAAUGGCAGCCGUACCUUCAGCUACACCCUGGAGGACCACACCAAGCAAGCCUUCAGCAUCAUGAACGAGCUGCGCCUGAGCCAGCAGCUUUGCGACGUCACCUUGCGGGUCAAAUACAAAGACAUCCCCCCGGCCGACUUCCAGGCCCACAAGGUGGUGCUGGCCUCCUCCAGCCCCGUCUUCAAGGCCAUGUUCACUGUGGGCCUCCGGGAGCAGGGCAUGGAGAUCGUCCCCAUUGAGGGCAUCCACCCCAAAGUGAUGGAGCGUCUCGUUGAGUUUGCCUACACGGCCUCCAUUUCCGUGGGCGAGCAGUGUGUGCUGCAUGUCAUGAACGGGGCAGUCAUGUACCAGAUUGACAGCGUGGUCCAAGCCUGCUGUGACUUCCUGGUGCAGCAGCUGGACCCCAGCAACGCCAUUGGCAUUGCCAACUUUGCCGAGCAGAUCAGCUGCACCGAGCUACACCAGCGGGCACGAGAGUACAUCUACAUGCAUUUUGGGGAGGUGUCUAAGCAGGAAGAGUUCUUCAACCUCUCGCAUUGCCAGCUGGUGACGCUGAUCAGCCGGGACGAGCUGAACGUCCGCUGCGAGUCGGAGGUCUUCCACGCCUGCAUCAACUGGGUGAAGUACGAUUGUGAGAACCGGCGGCUCUACGUCCAGGCCCUGCUGAAGGCCGUGCGCUGCCAUUCGCUCACCCCGCAUUUCCUCCAGAUGCAGCUGCAGAAGUGCGAAAUCCUCCAGUCGGACUCCCGCUGCAAGGACUACCUGGCCAAGAUCUUCCAGGACCUCACCCUGCACAAGCCCACCAAGGAUGCGGCCUGCCGCGUGCCCAAAGUGGGGCAGCUGAUCUACACGGCGGGCGGCUACUUCCGCCAUUCCCUCAGCUAUCUGGAGGCCUACAACCCUUGCGACGGCUCCUGGAUCCGGCUGGCUGACUUGCAGGUGCCCCGCAGCGGCCUGGCUGGCUGUGUGGUGAGCGGGCUUUUCUAUGCCGUGGGUGGGAGGAACAACUCCCCCGACGGCAACAUGGACUCUGACGCCAUUGACUGCUAUAACCCCAUGACCAAUCGGUGGUCUCCCUGCACUCCGAUGAGUGUUCCCCGUAACCGGAUUGGUGUGGGGGUGAUCGACGGCAUGAUCUACGCUGUGGGUGGCUCUUUUGGGAGCAAUCAUCAUAACAGCGUGGAGAGGUACGAGCCCGAGCGUGACGAAUGGCAGCUCGUGGCACCCAUGCUCACCCGGCGGAUAGGCGUCGGGGUUGCGGUGCUCAACCGGCUCUUGUACGCGGUGGGUGGCUACGAUGGCACCUGCCGCCACAGCUCGGUGGAGUGCUACUACCCCGAGCGGAAUGAAUGGGAGAUGAUUGCCCCGAUGAAAACGAUCCGGAGUGGAGCAGGGGUUUGUGCCCUGAAUAACUGCGUCUAUGCCAUGGGGGGCUACGAUGGCACCAACCAACUUAACAGCGUGGAGCGCUAUGACGUGGAGGCGGGCACCUGGUCUUUCGUUGCGCCCAUGAAGCACCGGCGGAGCGCCCUUGGGGUCACUGCCCACCAGGGCAAGAUCUACGUGCUGGGCGGCUACGAUGGCGACACCUUCCUGGACAGCGUGGAAUGCUAUGACCCCACCACCGAUACUUGGACAGAAGUGACCCAUAUGACAUCUGGUCGUAGUGGAGUGGGCGUGGCCAUCACCAUGGAGCCCUGCUGCAAACAGACCGACAAGCAGAAGUGCCACUGUUAAGGAGGGGGCAGCAAGGCAGGGCUGAGUGACCCUUGAGCUGGAGGAAGGAAAACCCGUUGGAGAGGGGCUAGCAUUAAGACACGCCUGCUGCCAAGCCCCAUCCUCCCAGAAUUGAGGGGAAAUGCCAAGGGUGGGUAGGACUUCGAAACCCAAUUUGCCCUCCCUAGGAGGGAACGAUGGCGGUGGAGAACUACUCGAGUGGUUGUUGCCCUGUCCACGCCUGGGCUUGGGUCAACCAAGAAGGACCCUGUCUGCAGAAACCGCAGAAGAAGAUUUCAUGCUCGCUGCACACUUCUUCUCGAAGGGUUCCGCAGGAAACAGUCUAAUUAUGGAACCUCCCAAGCAUGGACGGGAGGAAGUAUUUUGUACAUAGACUAUUCCUGGUCCUUCGAAAUGGGUUUUGUACAGAGAUCUUGACAAAUUCAAGUUGGAAUGAUCUUCUCCCUGUUUCCACUGGCACCUUCUUGGAAACUUGUCAAGGUGUAAAUGGAGAAAGCAGGGUUGGGGGGAAAUUGGCCCUGGGGCUGCUCUUCUGCCACUGAUGAGCUGCAGGUAAGUGAACAUAAACCAGCCCAAAUGGAAGAGCUCAGGUGGGCUCUGGCCUCAGCUGCUUUUAUAUUACCCAUGGGAAAGUGCUCACCGGGGCUCCUACCUGCGUCGAGUGGUUUUCUCUCUCUUCGCCAUCAGUGGUGCAGGUCUCCCAGGAGGCAAUGCUGGUGUGUCAACAACUGUUUUUUGAAUUUCACUUCCCAUGUGAAUAAAACACCUUUUGUGAUUAGUA